Messenger RNA from Anarrhichthys ocellatus (wolf-eel), 5592 nucleotides. RefSeq names its product mucin-19 (gene muc5e). Lineage: Eukaryota; Metazoa; Chordata; Actinopteri; Perciformes; Anarhichadidae. Gene Ontology annotation, molecular function: protein binding. Gene Ontology annotation, cellular component: extracellular matrix. The record is from RefSeq and is a predicted model, not a curated record. The coding region runs from base 1 to 5592 and encodes 1863 amino acids. The transcript is spliced from 43 exons.
AUGACCCCACAGCGAUGGAUGCUGGCAUUCUGCUUUUCACUGACCUCAGUUUUUGGCACAGGGGAAGUGGUCACAACAACCGAUACUCAGACAUACACUUGCAGGACAUUAGGCAGCGGGGUCGUUCAGACUUUCAGCGGUUCAAGUUUCUAUGUUCGGUCCAACUGCCCGUUCACACUCACACGCUUCACCCACAACCGGGUGGGAUGUGAUGUCACCAUACGGCGAGGUGACAACGGGCUGUUGGUCCGAGUCGAGAUCAUCAUCAACAAAGUCAGGACAGCUUUGCAGAAUGGAAGCGUCCUGGUGGAGGAGAAAAGCGUUUCCCUUCCAUACGACCACACCUACCAGCAUAUCUUUCAGUACGGCAUCUACACUCGACUGACGAGCUCGCUGCUUCCUCUGUCUGUCACCUGGCACAAUGUACCUGGAGGAAUAGACAUCGUGUGGGUGGAGCUGGAGCAGGAGCUGAGCACCGACAUGUCUGGACUCUGUGGAAAACACAACAUCCCAGGCAACAGGCAGCAGUUGAUCACAGAGAGCGUGAUUCCAGAGGACACAUGUCAAACCCGAGAUCCUGUGUCCGCUAGUAAUCUAUUAUGCAGAACGUUCUUUUCCUACACCUUGGAUUGUCUGAGAGCCAGGAUGCCCGACUAUAUCCAACUCUGUGAAGAGAACAUUUACGGCUACGAAACAAGCCGACACAUCAUCUGUUCGUUCUUCAAAGAAGUUGUACAACAGUGUGGCGAGACAAGCUAUGCCUGGCGGAUAUGGAGAGAUGUAACCAAAUGUGAGGAACCAAGUUGUCCAGGAGAUCUGGUUUAUGAAAAUCAGGGUCCAGCCUUUGUUCCCAGCUGCUCCAACCCGAACCCCACGCUCUCCAACCAGGAACUCACCAGCUCCUGUCUCUGCCCAAAUGGUAAAGUCCUUAAUGAUCGCGCAUAUGGCCAUCACUGUGUCAGUGUGUCCAGCUGCUCCUGUGAGUUUGCUGGCAAGAACUACAUAAGCGGAGACAUACGAAGCACCAAGUGUCAGUCAUGUGUGUGUGACAGUGGGAAAUGGCAAUGCUCAGAGAACCUCUGCCCCACAAGAUGUCUCAUUGAAGGCCAGUUUGUGACAACAUUCGAUGGCAAACAGUAUGGCAUCCCUGGCAAAUGUAAAUAUGUGGCUUUACAGGGUCUCAACUGUACAAUAACAAUCGUGUUUUCUGAAAAGGCACCCUCUGUGACUACAGUUAUAUUUCAGCUUUUUCAGGGAACGUAUAUAUUCUCACAGAACAUGGUUACAUUCGGUGGGGAGGAGAUCAAUGAACUUCAUCAGUCUGAUCAUGCUCUGGUUUUCUGGCAGUCCUCCAUGUACGUCCAGGUCCACACAUCCUUUGGUUUGAAUUUCCAAGUCCAGAUGUCUCCUGAAAUCCAGCUGUACAUCACCGCACCCAGAAGCCACCCUGGCAUGAUCUCAGGUCUUUGUGGCAACAGCAACAAUGACACCACGGAUGACUUCACCACCAGCAGCGGGAUCAUCGAGAACUCAGUUCAACCAUUCACUCAGUCCUGGAGUGUGGCUGCUUGUGCAGUGAACAUACCCAGGACCUGCUUCAACACUGACAAUGAGAUAUAUGCUGAGAGAAAGUGCUCUGUGUUGAACAACCCAAUUGGGAUAUUUGCUAAGUGCCACGGUCAUAUCCCAACUGAUCACUACCACAUGGCUUGCAUCCAAAGAACAUGCGACUGUGGCAGCAGUCUGACUCAGUGCUUGUGUGUUGCUCUGGGCAGCUAUGCCAAAGCCUGCGCCAGUCUGGGUGUUGUAAUUGGUGACUGGAGGAAAGCCACGAACUGCACUGUGAAAUGUCAGAAAAACCAAGAGUUCUCCUACAACAUGCAAGCCUGCAACCACACAUGCCGUUCUCUGUCUGGCCCUGACCUUCUCUGUGGGCUGGAUGACGAUCCUGUGGAGGGCUGUGGCUGUCCGCAGGGAACUCACCUGAACCAAGGACAAGUCUGUACCCCGAAGGCAGAGUGUGCUUGUUACUACUACAAAGGUACAAUGGCCCCGGGGUCUGCUGUUAUCGACGGACAAAAGUGCGUCUGCGAGAAUGGAGAACUGCGCUGUUCUCGGGAUUGUGGGUGCACGAAUGGGAAGGUUUGUGUUCAUUGCUCUGAGGACGCAGUUAACACGGCUCAGAAAACCUGCGACUAUAUCAGCAAACCAACGGGUGCCAGUGUGACCUGUGAGAGUGGCUGUUACUGCCCACAUGACCAGUAUGAGGAUCACCAUGGAAACUGUGUUUCUCUGAACAACUGCACCUGUGUGUACAGUGGCAAAGUAUUCAGUGCGGGACAGCGCGUCAAAACCAACUGUAAAACAUGUAUCUGUGGUCAGGGUCAGUGGCACUGCAAAGAUGAGCCUUGCCCGGGGCAGUGUCAAGUUUACGGAAACGGACACUACCAGACCUUUGACUCCAAACGGUACCGCUUUGCUGGACAGUGUCAGUACACACUUGUCGAGGAUGCCUGUGGAAAUAGAAACGGCACCUUCUCUGUCAGAGUGGAGAGUGUCCCCUGCUGUGACGAGGCGCUCACCUGCUCUCGCUCCAUCAUCCUUGACCUGCAGGGCGAAGUCACCCUGACGCUGAGCGACAUGAAGGUGACCAGACGCCUCCAUGAAGGCUGGACUCCGCAGGAAGAUUCACUUUACUCCACACACACUUUGGGACUCUACGUCGUAAUCUCAGUGCCGAGCAGAGGGAUAACUCUCAUCUGGGACAAACACACCCGGAUCACCAUAGAGCUGCAUGCAUACUGGAGGAAACAAGUGUGCGGCCUCUGUGGGAAUUUUGACUCCAAUGAGAUGAAUGACCUACUGAUAAGUGGCUCAGCAGUGUCCAGUCCCCUGGCAUUUGGCAACAGCUGGAAAGCCGCCACACCUCCUUGCUCUGAUGUGACCACUGAGAUAUUUCCAUGUGAACGCAACUCCUACUGCUCAGCAUGGGCCCAGCGGCGCUGUAUGAUCCUUACAGGAGACACAUUCAAACAAUGCCACUUAAAAGUGGAUCCAGACCCCUACUACCAUGCCUGUGUGCAGGAGUCCUGCUCCUGUGAGUUUGAAGGGAAGUUCCUUGGCUUCUGCACAGCUGUGGCCGCCUACGCAGAGGCCUGCAGCGACCAGGAUGUGUGUGUGAAAUGGAGGACACCUGAUAUGUGUCCGGUCUACUGUGACUACUACAACGAGCAGGGGCAGUGUAGCUGGCACUAUGAAGCCUGUGGCGAGAUGCUGACCUGCGGCAAAGACAACUACAUCACUCACAAGCUGGAAGGCUGCUACCCUAGAUGUUCAAAGGAGGAGCCAUACUAUGAUGAAAAUACUGGGGAAUGCACUAAAUUGAGAAACUGCACCUGUUAUUUUAAUGACACUGUCAUUCAACCUCGGGCAGUGGUAAUGAUACAGUCUAUUGAGUGCCACUGUAACAAUGGAACAGUAAACUGCCCACCUCGAAUACCUCCAACCACCACACCUGCCACCACUCCAACAUCAAGCACUCCCACUACAGCUAGCUUAACUACGGCUGAAACAUGGUCAACAACGCCUCCCACCACCUCUUCACUAAUGACGACCAUUAACAAUAUCUCAACUACGACUGAAAAUUUGUCAACUGAGCUUUCCACCACGUCUACACCUGCAACUUCUUUAACUACAGCUGAAACACGGUCAUCAACACCCACCACCACCUCUCCACCAAUGACGACCAUUAACAAUAUUUCAACUACUACUGAAAAUUUGACAACUGAGCCUUCCACCACAUCUACUCCAACAACUACAACUUCCUUAACUACGGCUGAAACAUGGUCUACAACGCCUCCCAUCACCUCUUCACCAAUGACGACCAUUACCAAUAUUACCACUGCGACUGAAAAUUGUACCACCGUCUCAGAGCCAACGACGUCUAAAUCUACGACGAUGCCACCGACAACAUAUACCAUUGAGAAUUCAAGCUCCACACCCAAUAUGUGUGAAUGUACAGACCUGAAGAGGAGAAAACGCUGGGAUUGUGGUGAGACGUGGACAGAGGAUUGCUUCCAUAAGACCUGUGCAGGUGGGACGAUAGAGUUGACUUCAAUGGUUUGCCCGGAGCUUUCAAUUCCCAACUGCCCCAGAGGCCAGGUCACAAAAGUCUCGGAUGGAUGCUGUGAAACAUGGAAGUGUGACUGUCGCUGUGAGCUAUAUGGGGACCCCCACUACAUCUCUUUCCAAGGUGUAAAUUUUGAUUUCCUGGUCGAAUGCAGCUACAUCCUGGUGGAGGAGAGGUCACCACGUCAUACCCUGACCAUUGCUGCGGAAAACAAAGACUGUGUAGAAGGCCUCCAUGGUGCCUGUAUUAAAAGCGUCAUCGUGCAAUAUCAGAACAAUAUAGCUACACUCAGUAUCCUUCCAGAUUUGUUCAUAGUACAGGCCACUCUGAACAACGUGACCAUAGAGCCACCAUAUGAGGAGCAUGGGAUUAGGUUUGAGACCACGAUGUACGCAGUGUCAAUCUACCUGCCAGAGAUCCGUUCUUAUGUCUCCCUCAGUCCGGCCUAUACCCUGGUGGUCAGUUUGGCCAUGGAGCACUUCCUCAACAACACCCAGGGACAAUGUGGAGUAUGUGGUGUUGGAUCAUGUAUCCGUAAAGGAGGGCAGAUGGAGGACGACAGCUGCUGUGAUAAGACGGCUUAUGACUGGGUGUACGACGACCCGCUGAAACCAGCCUGUGCUUUUACACCAAGGGACGUACCUUGUCUCUCACCAACUACAGUAACCCCUACAGCCACCCCCUGCCCUGCAAGCCUUCUAUGUGUGCUGCUAGACCACCCAGCCUUUUCAAAUUGCAGCCAGUAUGUGAAUUUGAACCUUAAAAAGAAGAACUGUGAGUUUGAUUCAUGCAGGAAUGGUCCUUGCGCUUCACUAGAGCAAGCUGCUACUGAAUGCAUGAAAGCUGGCUUCUGUAUUGACUGGAGAGCACUGACUAAUGGAAAAUGCACUGUGCCAUGUCCAAAAGGAUUGGUUUACAGAGAAUGUCAUGACAGGCUGGAUGACUUCUGCUAUGGAGGGUUUGUUUAUCGAGGAUCCUCCCUCGAGAGCAGCAGAGAAGGCUGUUUUUGUCCCAGCGGCCAAAUCAAGGCAGGAAACCACUCAAACACCUGUGUGUCGGACUGUCUCUAUUGUAAAGGACCACUCGGUGAGCCCAAACUGCCUGGUGAGGUGUGGCAGUCCGGCUGUCACCUGUGUAAAUGUAACAACCAGACUCUCACAGAGGAGUGUGUUCCUAAACCUCCUGAGCAAGUUCUGCAAUGUGGCCCCAAGUCUGUACUGGUAAACGGCCCUUGCUGUGGUAAACAGAUUUGUGUUGAGAAGACAUGCAGCUAUCAUCAACAAACAUACAAGAUAGGAGACAGAUGGAAGGAUGCCGCCCAUCCCUGCAUUUCAUUCAGUUGCAGCAAAGAGGGUAUUCAGACUGAGACUAGAGUCUGUCCCCAAGACAAGUGUCCGGAGGAGGACAGAAUUUGGGAUGACCAACACUGCUGCUUUACAUGUAAGUUAAGUCAAAAUCCAUAA